Pocillopora damicornis (cauliflower coral) is the source of this 2244-nucleotide messenger RNA. RefSeq lists its product as uncharacterized. Gene Ontology annotation, biological process: potassium ion transmembrane transport; action potential. Gene Ontology annotation, cellular component: voltage-gated potassium channel complex; membrane. Lineage: Eukaryota; Metazoa; Cnidaria; Anthozoa; Scleractinia; Pocilloporidae. The record is from RefSeq and is a predicted model, not a curated record. Gene Ontology annotation, molecular function: delayed rectifier potassium channel activity.
UCUUUUUCUAUUUGUAGGUAGAGACAUGGCUUCUUUGGUAUUCAUAAUAACUUUUCUCUUGAUGGCGCCUCAGUUGAAAUCUAUUCCAGCCGAAAACAUCACGGAAGAUGAUGGGAUGAUAAUGGAUGAUUUAAUGAAAACUGAAAUGUGUCCAGAUACUAUCAAAGUCAGGUGGGAUGAGCUCCUUGCUCGAGAACCCCACGUGAUUAAACAAGUCAGCGGUAAUGAAACUUCCUACGAUGGGUUGUUUCCAUUAAACUUGGUUUUUAUGAUAUCAAGCUGUUGUUCAUCAACUGUGAUUAAAUACGUUGACGCGUAUCAGGCUGACAUUGUACUUCCUGUGAUUCUCAACUACAAGGAAAGUGGCCUAAGUUCUCAGAGCAAAGUGGUUCCCAUACUUCCUAACACUGGAGUCGCAUUUGUCGUCAAGAGGGCUGACAGAAAACACCUCCCCAUUAAAAUUUUGUCCUCCAUCUUCAGCUCUUGGCCCGUGCUGGUGUUAACACUGUUAUUGUCGGUGUUAGCAGGAAUCGUUGCCUGGAUACUGGAUACUAGGCAAAACACAGAGGAAUUUCCACUGAGCUUCGUUCAAGGAUCAUGGGAAGGCUUUUGGUGGGCUUUUGUGUCCAUGACAACAGUCGGAUAUGGUGAUCGCUGCCCAAAGACUAUCUCUGGGAGACUGUUUGCGAUCGUCUGGAUCUUAACUGGGAUUUGCAUGUGUUCCAUCUUCACUGCCAUGCUAACAACCUCUCUAACAACAAUCAGCUUAGACACUAUGAUUCCCCUCCCUCAGGCAAAGGUAGCGGCUCUAUUUGGCUCAAUUGAGGCUACGACAGGCUUUCAAAGACAAGCUCAAGUUAGACGAGUCCACAGCAUUAAAGAGAUCCAAGAAGAAAUUUUGGAAGGGAAAGCCAUAGGAGGACUCAUGGACAGCUUCACCUUGGAUCAUUAUCGAGACUAUUUCCCAGCAAACGAAUUCAAAGUACAAGAAGUCAUCUCUCAAGAAUACCUUGAAUAUGGUGCACUGAUCGAGAACUCUUCACUGGUUAGCCUGGUCAAAUGUUUGAAAAACCUGCGCUUUUCGGAGGAGUCCGAAAUGUAUGAAUACGCUGAGUUGUACAUGGGCAAGUCCAUGAAGAGUGGCCUAGAGGAGUCAAUGACGUCAGGUGAUCAAACAAUAGGUGUAGAUCCAGAAGGUCUACUAUUUUACCCAGCUUUGUUCACUUGUCUGGGGAUUCUCACAUUCUUUCUCAUCUCCGGUGCAACCUGGGAAAUGUGCCGAAGGACACGGAUGCGAAAAAGUGAGCGAGGAGCCAACGAAUGACGUUUAAUUUGCCCAAUACGUCUCCUUCACCAUAACCACCACUGAGUUUCUACAGCGUUGCUGUCAAAAGGUUGUUAAGAGGCGUUGGAGUUGAGGCACUUGAUGAAACGACUUUGCCUCGCUGAAGCCGACUUUUUAGCGAUGGAUUAUUUCCUCCUUUUAAAAAUGCAGAAAUAUCAACCUAUCGUCACCAGUUAAGCUAAGCAACAUUUUUUAAUUUCAGCCACCAAAAAGCUAGAAUUCCUGGUAUCCAAUACGAAUGACACUGAAACACAGAAAAGGACAGCUUUGCUCAGGGAAUUUGAAGAACAGGUUGCUGGAGACGUCAGGAAAGCACUCAUGUCUUUGCGGCAGAAAUUUAGUGACCGUUUCCUACUCCCCGAAAAAAACUGCAAUAGCGAGACUCAGAAAACCUGGGCGUCAGUUUAGAGCUGAUGAACGUUUUAACACAAUAUGUUUACACCAAUACUCAAUUAGCUAACCUCUAGAAGGACACGCUGAGCAAAGAGCAAGCACAGUUGUAGACUUAUAGACUCUUUACUGUCUGUUCUUAACUAAGUUCUCUUUACUAUGAUCUUUUCAAUGCGUGUUAGUUGUGUAGAAGAUGCAGGAGUUGCGAGUUAACUAGAGGAAAUCUGUCGGUAAUCUAAAACCUGGCAAUUUUGAAAGAACAAAGGAAGUGGUUUGUCUCAAAUGUAAGCCUACGCUAAAGUGUAAGCUAGAUUGCCAAGGUGACGAGGCGUUAAAAAAAUUUUCAUGGUUGGACUGGUUCUCUCCGUCUUGAAGUCUUAACUGUCUCGCCCUUAAAAACCGCAGUUCCCAUAAAUGAUUCUCACUUAUUCCCUCUUGUUGAUCACUUUCACAUUCACGUCUCGCACUGGCACACUAGUUUGUGAUUAUAGAUGGAAAAUAAAAAAAAU